Molecule: messenger RNA, 3497 nt
Organism: Cheilinus undulatus (humphead wrasse)
Lineage: Eukaryota; Metazoa; Chordata; Actinopteri; Labriformes; Labridae
Gene: clcn1b
Product: chloride channel, voltage-sensitive 1b
Exons: 23
Coding region: 72-3008 (978 amino acids)
Biological process (GO): chloride transport; transmembrane transport
Cellular component (GO): membrane
Molecular function (GO): voltage-gated chloride channel activity
Source: RefSeq, a predicted model, not a curated record
GGUGUUGCCCACGCCACUGGAAAUGCUGGGGUGUCCAGCGAAGUUAUUUUUGGAUCAGUGACAGCGUGUCAAUGGCUGCAGAUGCGUCGCAAAGGAAGGCUCUGAGAUACCAACAGACCCUGCUGUACGGUGAGUACAGGGAGCAGCUGGGAAAUUUUGCCCGACGAGAGGCUGCCCGUUUGCUGACAGAGAGACAAUGGAGGAGACAAGCAGGGGAAAACACAAGCAGCGCUCGCAAAGGCUUUGGCCGGCGGCAUCAUCAUCAUCAUCAUCACCACCCUGUGACCUUGGAGUCGCAUCACAGCCACGCCUCCUCUACCCAGAAGCCUCGACCCUACUCCAAAUGCCAAGAUUGUUUGGCUCGUGUGCGACGGUACAUUGUGACCAAGAUGGGGGAGGACUGGAUUUUCCUGGUCCUUCUGGGACUGACAAUGGCUCUGGUCAGCUGGAGUAUGGACUAUGCCAGUGCUAAGAGCCUGCAAGCCUAUAAAUGGAUGCACGGGGAGCUUAAGGGCAAUGUGGCGCUCCAGUACCUCGCUUGGGUUACCUAUCCUAUGAUCCUUGUCAUGUUUGCAUCACUUUUCUGUCAUCUGGUUUCCCCACAGGCCAUUGGUUCUGGUAUUCCUGAGCUGAAAACCAUUCUGAGAGGAGUAGUGUUGAAGGAAUAUCUGACCCUAAAAGCCUUCAUUGCUAAAGUCAUUGGGCUGACUGCUGGCCUGGGCAGUGGGAUGCCAGUGGGCAAAGAAGGUCCAUUUGUCCACAUCGCCAGUAUCUGUGCCGCAGUGCUCAGCCGAUUUAUGUCCAUCUUCUCUGGAGUCUAUGAGAACCCUUAUGGUUACACAGAUAUUCUGACUGUUGGCUGUGCCGUGGGGGUGGGAUGCUGUUUCGGCACUCCACUUGGAGGAGUGUUGUUCAGUAUUGAGGUCACGUCUACCUACUUUGCGGUGAGGAAUUACUGGCGGGGAUAUUUUGCUGCCACGUUCAGCGCCUUCAUAUUCAGGGUGCUCUCUGUUUGGAACAAGGAUGCUGUUACCAUCACGGCUCUCUUCAAAACAAACUUCCGCAUGGAUUUCCCCUUUGACCUGCAGGAGCUGCCUGCAUUUGCAAUAAUUGGGAUCUCGUGCGGUUUCCUGGGGGCAUUCUUCGUCUACCUGAACAGACAGGUGGUCCUUUUCAUGAGAAGACCAACAGCUCUCACACGCUUCCUAACCAAACAUCGAUUGAUCUACCCAGGUGCAGUGACGCUGAUCAUUGCUACCUUCACCUUCCCUCCUGGAUUCGGACAGUUUAUGGCUGGAGAGCUGAUGCCCAGGGAGUGUAUCAACUCUCUGUUUGAUAAUUUCACCUGGACCAAAAUCUCAGGAUCCCCUCUCCCUCCCGGCCUGGGUCGCUCUUCUGCAUGGCUCCAUCCUCACGUCAGUGUCUUCGUCAUCCUCGUCCUCUUCUGUAUCAUGAAGUUCUGGAUGUCAGCAGUUUCCACCACAAUGCCCAUCCCCUCUGGCGCCUUUAUGCCAGUGUUCAUAUUAGGAGCUGCUUUUGGUCGCCUCGUGGGGGAGAUCAUGGCCACUCUUUUUCCAAAUGGAAUCCUGUUUGAUGGGAUUGUUUACCGCAUUCUGCCAGGAGGUUAUGCUGUUAUCGGUGCAGCGGCAAUGACAGGAGCCGUCACACAUACAGUUUCCACAGCCGUCAUCUGCUUCGAGCUGACAGGUCAGAUCUCCCACAUCCUUCCUAUGAUGGUGGCUGUCAUCCUGGCAAACAUGGUGGCCCAGGGUCUGCAGCCAUCUCUUUAUGACUCCAUCAUCCAGGUGAAGAAGCUGCCCUACCUGCCUGAGCUGGCCCUCGGGCACAUCAGCAAAUACAACAUCUUUGUGGAGGACAUCAUGGUGCGCAAAGUCAAGUUCCUGUCUUCUCAAUCUACCUUUCGGGAACUGAACUAUCUGUUGGAGAACUCAACUCUUAAAACCAUUCCUCUGGUCGACUCUAAAGAAUCCAUGAUUCUCUUGGGCUCCAUUGAGAGGACCGAGCUUCAAGCUGUCUUCGACUGGUGGCUUUCUCCAGAGAGGCGAGUGUUUGAACGGGGUCAGAGCUCUCCAGGACAGGGCACCAAAGUCAGCUGGGAGUCCUUCACCUUUGUAGAUGAGGAGGGAGCUGAGGAGGGCGGAGACAAGACUGCUCCAGUACAGGAGGAAUGUAACGGCCCUGUGCCGUCCCCUAAACCUCAGGAGCCCACCACCAACCACACCAGCUUAGACAAGCGUAAGCUGCCGUCAGUCAGGAGGACACUUCAGCGACUUUUCUCCUCCACGUCUUCCUCUGGACAGGCUGAAACUCAGGGGACUACAGCCCCUCCCCUUACUGACACCAUGACCCCUGAAGAGAUCAAAGCCUGGGAAGAAGAAGAGCUCGAUAAACCAAUCGAUAUGGAGCAGAUUCGUAUAGACCCCUCUCCGUUUCAGCUGGUGGAACGAACAUCUCUUCACAAGACACACACCCUGUUCUCUCUGCUGGGUCUCAGUCACGCCUACGUCACCAGUAUUGGAAAGCUGGUGGGUGUUGUGGCGCUGAAGGAGUUACAGAAAGCCAUAGAGGGCUCCACCCGCAGCGGGGUGAGGCUUCGUCCCCCUCUGGCCAGCUUCAGAGAUGCCAGCAGGAAAGCCAAAAAGCACCAGCCUCCCUCUUCCACCCCUUCCUCCCCCACUCGGGACAGAGACCUGUGGGGGGAGGGGAGCCAGAGAGAUGAGUCCAAGGAGGAUUUCCGAGGGACAUCGCUGACUUCCAGAGGAGGUCCCGGGGUUGAUGCCGCUCCCUCCACCCCCAGCAACGUAGAGGGCAGCUCGCCCAUACCGAGAGGAGCCGAGGCUGCUUCAGAGGAGCCGGCGGCCCCCUCCACCUCCUCCCCUACCUCACUUUCACCUCCUGCCUCCCCUGUUUCACCCACCAGCCCUGUGCUUACGCUUUCUUCGCUGCAGGAAGAGAGAGAGAGCGAGGAGUCAGAUGAGCCCAUCUAGAGAGAGAGGACUUUUAUCUUCUUUUAAUUUCUCUCAUUUUUCUCCCGGAGACAGAGCUGCAGCCUGGGUGGAGUUGUCCGGCCCACCCACAGACUCUUUGCAGGAUGAGAUGGUGCACACAAAACUCCUGAAACUUGUAGAACUGGAUCAUUUUUCUACUCUCACAACAAUCACUUUUCACUUUCCGAAUCUCAGGUGCCUUCCUGUGUCUUUGAACUGCAGACUGACGGACAUGUUCAGUCAACACAUCUCAAAAUGCUGAAUGUAGCAGUCCAUCAUAUAUCAAUGUCUGUUUAUUUAUGUGCCUUUGAUCGAAAAUUAACUGACAGCAAUGAAAUGUAUGAUAUUUAAACAUGUAAUAAUGAAGACUUAAUUAAUGUGACGGAGGUCACACUGAUCAUGCAUUUUAAGUUUACUAAUUGAAGUUAAUUCUAAAUGAUGACGUACAUUUAUCCUAUAUUUGUCGUAUGGUAAAUAUUCAAAUUGUUA